Molecule: messenger RNA, 678 nt
Organism: Triticum aestivum (bread wheat)
Lineage: Eukaryota; Viridiplantae; Streptophyta; Magnoliopsida; Poales; Poaceae
Product: RNA exonuclease 4-like
Exons: 1
Coding region: 10-678 (222 amino acids)
Biological process (GO): rRNA processing
Cellular component (GO): nucleus
Molecular function (GO): 3'-5' exonuclease activity; nucleic acid binding
Source: RefSeq, a predicted model, not a curated record
GGGUGCAAGAUGGUCGGCGGCGGGAGCGACGGCACGCUCGACGUGUGCACGCGCGUCUGCAUCGUCGACGAGCAGGAGGCCAUCCUCUACGAGAGCUUCAUGAAGCCCCUCAUCCCUGUGACGCACUACCGGUACGAGACCACGGGGAUCCGGCCCGAGCACCUCCGCGACGCGCCCAUGGUGAAGCAGGCGAUCAGGCGGGUGCAGGACAUCCUCCUCAAUGGCGAGCAGUCCUACCCCUACUCCUCCCGCGGCGCGGCCCGGCUCCUCGUCGGCCACGGACUAGAGCACGACCUCGACACGCUGGACAUGGACUACCCAGCCCACCUCAGGCGGGACACGGCGACGUACCCGCCGCUGAUGAAGACGAGCGCCAGGCUCAUGAGCAACUCGGUCCGGUAUCUCACGCGGAGCUGCCUGGGGUAUGACAUACAGACCGGCGGCCACCAUCACCCCUACGACGACUGCGUGGCCGCCAUGCGGCUGUACAGGAGGAUGCGCGCCAUGAGCCACCUGCACCUGCACGGCCGUCCCAAGGACGACGAGGAUGAGUCCACGGUCAAGGCCUUCCCGGCGUGGAGGCAGCGAGAGCUGGAGCGCAUGUCGCCGGAGGAGCUCCUGGCGAUGUCCAAGCCCGACUACCAAUGUUGGUGCCUCGAAGACGUCCGGCGAUGCUAA